AACUAAAAGAAAGCUGCACAAGUCUCGGCGAGACUGCCUCGCUGUUUAUCCGCUGUUUUUCCGCCGUCGACUACGCGAACCCUAAGUUGAUUUCAAUCGGCGUCCGAAUCGGAAUUCAAAAUGGAGUCCAAAAAACUGGGAAAGAUUUCUUAUGAAUUAAUAACUGAUCCUACCACGGCUUUAAAGAAAAUCAGCAUAACCAAUAAUGCGUCAAACUCAACACGUAAGGGCACCAUUUUCAAGGCGGACUAUGACGAUUACAUUCGUCAGUCCGUUUUCAACGAUAUAGAAAAUUCGAACACCCUUCGUAUUCUCUGCUAUGAUGAAAAUCAUGGAUCCUUUCUAGCAGAGGAUUUAACUUGCACUUUAGAGGAGUGGCUAGAGCAAAAGCUAAUAGGAAAUGGUCAUAGGAGUAUGAGGAGUCAAAGAAUUAGAGAUUACUGUGAUAUUACCAAAAAAGAUAUGGAUUGGGUGAAGGAUAUCAUGAAUGAUUUUAACAACGUGCUUGGCUCCAUCACUGAUGGCCUUGGAGCCAUACACCGAGCAAAAGCCGUCCAUGGAAAUUUGUUGGAAGGUGUAGCCGUAAAAAGCACACGAUCACCCCUCAUGGUGAAAAGUACUUUGAAAGGAAUACUUUUCAACAUGAAGGGAGAUCCAAGAAAGGAGGUUGUUCCAAGAGGGAGUUUAGCACCCCAACAAUCAGAUGACAUUGACAAUCUCAAGACGCUAGUGAGAAGAGUUUUCUUUUAUCCAUAUGAGGUAUCUAAUCCUCCAAUCCAGAGAUCCUUUCUGAGAGUAUAUGACAAAUUGUGCUUAAAGCAGCUCCAAUCAAGGCUAUCAACUAGAACCACCGAGGCCGGUACUAUAAAGGGCACUUGGGGUCUAAAAUUGGCGAUAUUUUGGCCCCAGAAAGAGCAAAUAGUCUUCAUGAGUAGGGUCUAUCGCCUAAUAUAUCAUGAACUGCCAAAACAUUGUGGUAGCAACCUAUUUGUUGUCAAGUAUUUUCGUGAUUGGAACUGGACUACCAAAGUUACCACCCAUGAAGAUAAAGUGUUGAGGGAUGUCUUCUAUUUCAAUCAUGGGAAGGUUGGUGAGGAGGAGGAGGAGGAGGAGGAGGAGGAGGAGGAGAAGGAGAAGAAGGAGCCUUACAAUAAAGUAUCUCGUUGGCAUUCGAUGGAUAAACUCCGAUUUUGGAGAAAUUGCAUUGAGCACAUGGACUUGGAUAAGAGUGGCAAUAACCGCAACCAUGAUAAGGUUUUAAAGGUGUUCCCUGAAUUGCUCGCUGAGGUUGUCGAGGCCUUCCAAGAAAUACUCCCUCGGAACGAUUGCAGGACAUGUGUAGUAUCUGUAUUCAAAGACAUGCACUGGGACAACUUGUAGUUUGGGAGAGAAUCAACUUUAAUUUCAAGUGUUAAUUUUAGGUUUUAUAAGUUUAGUGUUAGGCCAAACUCUGACUAGUGGACCUGUGUUUUGAGAUAUUAACUAUUGUGAUUGCACUUGAGAUAUUAACUAUUGUGAUUGCACUUGUCAACUA
This is a messenger RNA of Salvia hispanica, 1534 nucleotides long. RefSeq lists its product as uncharacterized. NCBI's taxonomy places the organism in Eukaryota, Viridiplantae, Streptophyta, Magnoliopsida, Lamiales, Lamiaceae. The record is from RefSeq and is a predicted model, not a curated record.